UAUAUUUGUCAGUGUGAAUUGACAUGCAGGGAUAUCAGUUUGUAACAAACAGAGUUUGGGAAAGGGAGAACAUCACAAAGUCUGCGGUGCAGUCGGGCUUGUGUGGAGAGUACAGUAAGGAGUCACAGAGCCUUGUCCUUACUCAUGUGUUCGUUUUGGACAAAACUUUCCACCAAUCCAAAGGCAGAAGUUUACUGGGAUAGUAAACAUGGCAGCCGAGCGAUGUGUCUGAAGUUAACCAUAUUCAACCACAAUUCAACACUUUAUCUCAUUUUGCGUAAGAUUUCCAGUUAAUCUACUAAAUUAUCAAAAACAUUAUCAGUCUUAAUACUGCUUCUGGAGAGGUGGACAGGCUAUGAAAAUGCUCGGUAUGUACGUGCCAGACCGAUUUGCCUUGAAAUCGUCUAACGUUCAAGAGGGGAUGGGGUUGUACACCGCCAGACGAAUCAAAAAGGGUGAGAAGUUUGGCCCAUUUGCAGGAGAAAAGCGAAUGCCUCAAGAGCUAGAUUCUAGCAUGGAUUCACGACUGAUGUGGGAGGUCCGUGGAAGUAAAGGAGAUGUACUUUAUAUUCUGGAUGCUAGUAAUCCUCGUCAUUCCAAUUGGCUACGCUUCAUCCAUCAGGCGCCUUCUCAACAGCAGAAGAACCUGGCUGCGAUUCAGGAAGGUGAAAACAUUUUCUAUUUGGCUGUUGAUGAUAUCGACACAGAUACAGAGCUACUGAUAGGCUACCUUGACAGUGAUAUGGAAGAAGCAGAGGAGGAGGAGGAUGAAGUAGUCAUCAAAGAAGAGGAAGAUACUGUGAAGGAAGUGCCACAACUGACAGAAAAAGAUGAUGGCCGCUGUAAAGAGGACCACGCAUGUCCACAUUGUGAAAGUAGCUUUCCCAGUCAGGAGAUACUGGCAGAGCACCACCAGACAUUACAUCAGAAGCCGAGUGAGGACAAAGAGUUCAGAUGUCACAACUGUGGCAAGAGAUUUCCUGUCAAACAGGCUUUGCAAAGGCAUGUUCUUCAUUGUGCAGAGAAUAUCAGUCCAGGAGAAUCUUCCAGAAGUUAUCAGUGCUCUAUGUGCAACAGCACCUUCAGCUCAGAGUCAAGUUUUGAACAACACAGAGAGGCAUGCAAAGGGGAUGCCAGAUUCAUCUGCAAGGUCGAUGGCUGUGGAAAGCGGUUUCGUAGUAAAGAGGCAGUGAAGAAGCACAAGGCCAGUAUUCACAAUGAACAAACAUCAGGAGAUGCUGUUACUCAGUUACAAGAUGUUCUCAACGCACAUGCUGUAACUCAGAAUAUCUUUGCUGGAGAAGAAAGACUGCCUGUUUCUCAUGCAGAUGGAGGUGCAUACAAAAUGGAGGGCAGACUUGGAGGAAACGCAAAGAAGAAGCUGGUCUGCUCAGUAUGUUGUAAGAAGUGUUCCUCAUCGGCAAAUCUAAUAGAGCAUCGGAAGGUUCACGAAAACUUUGACUGUCCAGAAUGCGAUAAGAAAUUUAUCUCAGCUAACCAGCUCAAGCGUCACAUGAUCACACAUUCCGAAAGGCGCCCUUAUACCUGUGAGGUUUGCAGUAAAUCCUUCAAACGACUUGAUCAAGUGACUGCACACAAAAUAAUUCACAGUGAAGACAAACCUUACAAAUGUAAGCUUUGUGGAAAAGGGUUUGCACACAGAAAUGUUUACAAGAAUCACAAGAAGACCCACUCAGAAGACAGGCCGUUCCAGUGUGAGGAAUGCAAGGCUUUGUUUCGCACCCCUUUCUCCCUGCAGCGACACCUGCUAAUACACAACAGUGAGCGAACAUUCAAAUGUGAUCACUGUGAUGCCACUUUCAAAAGGAAGGAUACCUUAAAUGUUCACAUCCAGGUGGUACAUGAUGGACAUAAGAAGUACAAAUGUGAUCUCUGUGAUAAAGCCUUUGUGACUCCAUCUGUGCUUAAGAGUCAUAAAAAGACGCAUACAGGAGAAAAAGAAAAGAUCUGUCCAUACUGUGGUCAAAAAUUUGCCAGCAACGGAACACUCAGGGUUCACAUUAGAAGUCAUACAGGUGAGCGCCCCUACCAGUGCCCCUACUGUGACAAGGCUUUCAGUAAGAAUGACGGAUUAAAGAUGCACAUAAGGACACACACAAGGGAAAAACCAUACCAGUGCACUGAAUGCAACAAGGCAUUUAGCCAAAAACGUGGCUUAGAUGAGCACAUGAGGACACAUACAGGAGAGAAGCCUUUCCAGUGUGAUGUCUGUGAUUUGUCCUUCAGUCUGAAGAAGAUGCUGAUUCGGCAUAAGCUGACUCAUAACCCGAACCGCCCUAUGGCAGAAUGCCAGCUUUGUCACAAGAAAUUUACAAGAAAUGAUUACCUGAAAGUGCACAUGGAAAACGUACAUGGGGAGACCGAGAGCUGAAAAUUGUAACUAGGGCGACACUGCUCCUGCACCUUCAGUUUUGUCAAAUAUUAAUCCCAGCUUUGUACGUUUUUCAUGAGCUAGAAAAUAUCUGUGAAAAAAAAUCUGUGUUAUUUAGAAUUCUGUACUUGUCUUCAUUAUGAUUGUGCUGUAGCAGUGCUAAGUAGAAGGAACUCAGGAUACAUUCUGAAGUCUUUAUUUGAGUCCAUAAUUUAUGUCUGUAUCUGCUGUAUGUCAUCGACUAAUACACUAUAGAAUGCAUAUGCAAGAUAGCUCAUUUUAUAGUAUUCUUGCUUUUGUUUCUGUAUAGUUUGUUGCUUCACAGGUCUAAUUAACUAUUAAUGUAAUAAAUACUAAAAACAUUUUA
Molecule: messenger RNA, 2759 nt
Organism: Protopterus annectens (West African lungfish)
Lineage: Eukaryota; Metazoa; Chordata; Ceratodontiformes; Protopteridae
Gene: PRDM5
Product: PR/SET domain 5
Exons: 17
Coding region: 356-2392 (678 amino acids)
Biological process (GO): regulation of transcription by RNA polymerase II
Cellular component (GO): nucleus
Molecular function (GO): RNA polymerase II cis-regulatory region sequence-specific DNA binding; DNA-binding transcription activator activity, RNA polymerase II-specific; protein binding
Source: RefSeq, a predicted model, not a curated record